This is a messenger RNA of Pyricularia pennisetigena, 2994 nucleotides long. RefSeq lists its product as uncharacterized. Lineage: Eukaryota; Fungi; Ascomycota; Sordariomycetes; Magnaporthales; Pyriculariaceae. The record is from RefSeq and is a predicted model, not a curated record. The coding region runs from base 1 to 2994 and encodes 997 amino acids. The transcript is spliced from 8 exons.
AUGACAUUGUUAUCCCUCGUUUUGCUGGCAUCGUUCAGCAAUGCUGCAAUCAUUCCAAGAAUGCCCCCGCCGGAAGUCUUGCCCGCCGGCUGGGAUUAUAUGGGCUGCUACGUUGACGUUGGGCGUUCCCUAGGAGCUGCAGCCACAUCAUCAGGCUUAAUGACGGCCGAGGCUUGUAUAAACUUUUGCAUCUCCAAAGGAAUGCAGUUCGCAGGGACUGAGUACCACAAUGAAUGCUACUGCGAUAGUGCUUUGGCCUCGGCGGCCACCCUCGCCCCGGACUCUGAAUGCAGUACCCCUUGCUCGGGAGAUGCAACCCAGAGCUGCGGUGGACCGAAUAGGUUGACCGUCUACCACAGCUCUCAGGCAGUGGGUCCACAGCCAAAUCCUGGAGUCAACGGCUUUAACCAUGGCACCACUGCCCGCGCAUUACCUGUGGGCGGAGGUGUACCCAGUGCCGAGGUGACAGCGGCUACGUGCACAGCUUCCUGCCUGGCUAAGGGUUUCAAGCUAGCCGGUGUUGAAUAUGGUGGAGAAUGCUACUGCGGCAACAGCCUUUCUGCUGGAUCUGUACCCGCUGCAAGCGGUUGCAAUACUCUCUGUAAUGGCAACAGCAGUGAAAUAUGCGGAGGUCCUAAUAGGCUUAACCUAUACAACUGGCACGAAAACGAGCUGCCGACGGCAAGUGUGCCACCUACUUCAAGCACCAGAACCUCGGCCUCGACAGUUCCAGGCUCAACAACACCGCCACCACCCGUGGUUACUGACCUCCCAGAAGGGUUUGAGUAUCAUGGAUGUUGGAUUGACGGGCCCAAUGGCCGAGCUUUGCCCGACUACCAGGCUCCGGACUCUCAGACUCUUACACAGGAAUCGUGCGCUCGGAUAUGUAGUCAGCGCGGCUACACAAUCUCUGGGACUGAGUAUUCUACCCAGUGCUUUUGUGCAAACGCAAUAUACAAUGGAGGCUCCAAGACGACGGAAGCAGAAUGCUCUAUGGCCUGCAGCGGCAACCCAUCGCAGAAGUGCGGCGCUGGCAACAGACUAACCAUAUUCUCGAGGGGCGAGCCGCAAGUGUUCCUCCCACCGGCACCACAGACGGGAGGUCUGGGCGGCUGGACGUACCAGGGGUGCUACCAAGACAACCUAAACGACAAGCGGACCUUCUUCUGGCAGCUGUCAUUCCCCAACGUAAUGACACCCAAGAUGUGCUUGGAUCGGUGUGCCAAGUACGGCUACAUGGCGGCAGGUCUCGAGUAUGGAAACGAGUGCUACUGCGGAGAUCCCCAAAACGUCAUUACGGCUGGGGUUGCUACGCCGAGACCCAGCGGCGAGUGCAAUGUGCCGUGUGACGGCAACCGCACCGCGAUUUGCGGAGGGGGCAGCAGGCUGACCACGUACUUCUGGACCGGCACCCCAUUCUACUCGUGGACGUUCCCCCAAACCCCAGCUACUGCAGGCCGCUAUGAUUUUCUCAUAAUGGGCCAGACGAUCGCGUUGAUGACCCAGGAGUCCAUAACGGGCAAAGUCACCUUCCUUUCCAAAUGGGGCACUGGCCCAGGCAACGAGACGGGAGCGUACGAGCUUGACGUCUCGAUGAUCCCGACCGAUCCCGCUGGGGCGUGGAGGACCCUCCAUGUGAAGACGGACAUCUUCUGCAGUGCUGGCGUGAUCCUGCCAGACAGAGGAGCCCGUCAGCUCAACGUAGGAGGCUGGUCAGGCGAGUCGACCGAGGGCUUGAGACUGUACUGGCCUGAUGGAGCACCCGGAUCGCCUGGUGUGCGCGACUUCCAGGAGAAUGUCCAGGAGCUGAGCCUGCAAAAGGGUCGGUGGUAUCCUACCGCAAUGGUCAUGGCGAAUGGCUCUGUGAUGGUCAUUGGUGGGCAGGUUGGUUCCAACGGCGCUGCUGUUCCUUCUAUUGAGGUUUUGCCACACGCGCCGGGGAGUGCACCCCUUUAUAUGGAUUGGCUUGAUCGGACAAACCCAGACAACCUAUAUCCAUUCGUCGCUGUCCUACCUGGAGGAGGGAUCCUAGUAACUUACUACAACGAGGCCCGCAUUCUAGACGAGGUUACUUUCAAUACGAUCAAGCAACUCCCCAACAUCCCGGGCGCAGUCAACAAUGACCUCGCAGGCAGGACAUAUCCCCUCGAGGGAGCAUCGGUGCUCCUGCCCCAGAAGGCGCCCUACACGGCGCCACUCGGCCUUCUCGUCUGUGGUGGCUCAUCCAACGGGGCUGCUAACGCCCUGGACAACUGCGUCUCCAUCUACCCUGAAGCCGCAAACCCCGAGUGGGUCAUUGAGCGCAUGCCAUCCUUCCGUGUGAUGCCCUGCAUGGCACCUCUGCCCGACGGAACCUAUUUCAUCGGCAACGGCGCCCUUCACGGUGUCGCAGGCUUCGGCCUGGGUCUGGGGCCCAACCUGAACAGCCUGCUCUACGACCCCGAGAAGCCGGUUGGUUCGCGCAUUACGGUUGCUGCCAACACGACAAUUGCACGCAUGUACCACUCGGAGGCCAUCACGCUCCUCGACGGAAGAGUCUUGAUCAGUGGGUCUGACCCAGAAGAUGGUGUAAACCCUCAGGAAUACCGGAUUGAGACGUACACGCCGCCUUACCUUCUCAGCGGCAAGCCUCGACCCUCCUUCACAAUAGUGAACAAGGACUGGGGCUACGGCGCCAUUGUUGCCUUUUCGUUGGGAAAUGCCCCGAGGAAUGGUGCAAUUACUGUUACACUAUUGGGGGCCGUGUCCUCGACUCAUGGCAACUCAAUGGGCGCACGCACGCUAAUGCCCGCCGUGACAUGCACGGGCACCUCGUGUACGGUCCAGGCGCCACCAAAUGCCCACGUGUGUCCGCCGGGUUGGUAUCAGUUCUUUGUUCUGGACGGCGGUAUUCCCGCCGUGGGUGUAUAUGUCAGGAUUGGUGGCGACCCGGCCGGCCUUGGGAACUGGCCUCCAGGUAACACGUUUACUAAGCCAGGUGUCGGACCUGUUUGA